AUGGCCGACUUCGAGAGUGUGCGCACACGAUUGGAUGUCUCGUACGUCAAUCCGGAAGAGGACCACCCUUACAAGUACUUCCACGAAUCGACUUUCCAUCCUCACUACGAUGGCCGCUUUGGCGACAGAAUUCUCAGGUACGACGAGCAACAAGCGCAUCUCAAAGCGCUCAUACAGACCUACCUCUCGACGAUGAACAGCAUUGGCGCGGAAACGUGGCUUAUGCAUGGGACUUUACUGGGCUGGUACUGGAACCGCAGAGUCAUGCCGUGGGAUUCUGAUCUGGAUGUUAUGGUUUCGGAGAAAUCGCUGCAUUUCCUGGCCAGCUAUCAUAACAUGACCAUGUAUCGCUUCAAACUGCCUGCCCAGAAGAAGACGAGGACGUAUCUACUCGAGAUCAACCCGAAUUACCGAGAGGACGAAGUCGACGAUGAGAACAGGAUCGACGCUCGCUGGAUCGAUACCGAAAUUGGCCUCUUCAUCGACAUUACCACCCUUCGCCGAGACAGAGCUUCAGAUGACGAGGAAGCCAUGAUGGUCAAAGACAAACAUCAUUACAUGCUUGAAGAUAUCUAUCCUUUGCGAGAGAGCACUUUCGAAGACAUUCCUGUCUGGGUUCCAUAUGCGUAUCCGGAUAUUUUGAGCGAGGAGUAUGGACACGAGGCGCUUUCGGGUACGAAUUAUGAGCACCAUCGGUAUGAUGGGGAGAAGCAGACUUGGAUCCCCCAGAAGAUACUUACUUCGAAGUUUGAUGACGAGGAUGAUGGCUGA
Zasmidium cellare ATCC 36951 is the source of this 771-nucleotide messenger RNA. RefSeq lists its product as uncharacterized. Bases 1 to 771 code for a protein of 256 amino acids. The transcript has a single exon. The record is from RefSeq and is a predicted model, not a curated record. NCBI's taxonomy places the organism in Eukaryota, Fungi, Ascomycota, Dothideomycetes, Mycosphaerellales, Mycosphaerellaceae.